This is a messenger RNA of Macadamia integrifolia, 1153 nucleotides long. Its product is annotated as UPF0496 protein At1g20180-like. The annotation marks the transcript as partial. NCBI's taxonomy places the organism in Eukaryota, Viridiplantae, Streptophyta, Magnoliopsida, Proteales, Proteaceae. The record is from RefSeq and is a predicted model, not a curated record. The transcript has a single exon.
UUUGAUUCUUCUUCGGAUGGUAAGGAAUUGAAAGCUGCCCACAGAAGCUUCAAUGUCAAUAAGGAAUACCUCAGUGCAUUCAGAACCGAAUCAUAUGCUGAUUUCUUCUCAAAAGCUCAAUUGGUUGUAAAUGAGCCAUCUUCUCCAUCUUUCUGCUACAGCAACACCUGUGGAAUUCUUCUAGAGCCUGAACAGGAAACCAUAGCCACAUUGCUUGAAUCAGCAAUUUUUUCAAAGAAACCCAAGCUCAAAAGCCUCUUACAAAAGUAUUUUGACAUCAGUGCAGAAGCUUCAAGAAUUUGCAGCUACCUCUUAGCAAGCAUCAGUCAAAUCCAGUCUCACAACCAAUUUCUUCAACAGGCACUUGAUAGGGAAGGAGAUUAUUCCCCGGAGCAAUUCAAACUUGUCAUUUCAGUAUUAAAUUCAUUUAUUCUACUCGGAAAUCCAUUUUCUAAUCAGAAACAGCAUGAUUUCAAGCCAAUACAUGAUCGGUACUCAUCAAUGUUACACCAACUGAGAUCAAUGAGAAAGAAGGUGACUAGGAAGAUGAAGCUCAUAAAAUAUGCCAAGCAGGCAUCUGGUGUUGGUGUAAUAGCAGGUUGUGGGGUGGUCACAGUCACUGCUGUUAUUCUGGCAACACAUAUCUUACCGGUUCUAGUCAUGGGACCUGCAAUUUUCAGUCUCCCGUUAACAAGUUUGAAGAACAAGCUUUUCAAUUUGGGAUUUCUAAGAAGCAGAUUUCUCAGCAAAGAGUGCGAGCAACUUGAUGUAGCAGCGAAGGGAACUUAUAUUUUGAACAGGGAUUUUGAUACAAUGAGCCGACUGGUUGAGCGUCUUCAUGAUGAGAUUGAACACAACAAAGAAAUGAUACAAUUCUGUCUAGACAGGAGGGAAGAUAGGUUUCCUUUGCAAGAAGUACUGCAAGAGCUCAGAAAGAGCAAUAUCGGCUUUCAGAAGCAAGUAGAAGAGCUUGAACAACAAUUAUAUUUGUGUCUUUUCACCAUUAAUAGAGCUAGAGUUUUGGUGAUGAACGAAAUUGUAUCAUCCUCUGAUGUGAGCUUGGCAUGAUCUUCAUCAAGUAUUGUAUGUUCCAUUCUUGUAUAUAUUUAUUUAUUUUUAAAAUCAUGAAAUGGUCAAAAUUUUAGAGGAUUUA